AUGUGUUUCUGCAGCGAUCCGCUUCAACGUAGAGGGCGCCAAGUGAGGGGUGCCGGGAUGAAUAAACGGCAGGCGUCUCGCCUGCAAUGGAUGCUGUGUAUAGCCUCAUUGGCACAUGCACAAGUAGAAACGGGGAAUCUUGUCGAAUCCCAGAAUUUUGAUACUGGCGCUUUUGAUAUGCCCAUCAGUGUAGCAGCAGCCAACAUCAAAAAGGAAGCCACUGAAGUCGCCGCUUCAGUUAUGGAUGUUGAGAAAAGAGAUGCUCUUCAAGUUGCCGAGAAGCAAGCCCACAUCCGAGAUCUUCAGGAUCGUGUUUCUGCCGCAAAGCGACUCAUUGCAAAAAUUAAGCUGGCUGCUGACAAGGCAGUGCAAGCGCAAAAAGCAAAACACAGUGGGCUUAAAGAGCUUGGAGAGGGGGAGACAGUGCAAAAUGACAGCACUUUGGCAAAGAUUCAGCAGCUAUCCAGAAUGCAGGCUCGAAAUGACAGGCUAAAAGAACUCAAAGAGGAAGAGGAGAAGUAUAGAGCUGAACUCCACCAGCUAAAGUCGAAGCUUGCGCGAGCUUCUACUGCCAUCGAGAAAGUGAAGGCUGCAACUGCAGAGGUGAGACAUUUGAGUCAAAUGGCCGAGGCAUCAGACUCCGUUUCGUCAGCACCAUCUACAAAGGAUGCUCCCAUUCGACCGGCAUCCACAGCAUCUACAGGGGAUCAACCCAGAGUUGAAGCUCCAAAGACGGCAUCCAAGCUUCAAGUCUCGAGGAGGGAGCUUCAGAAAAUGGUGUUGAAGUUGCAAGCAGACAAGGAAUUAGAGGCAACCGCCAAAGCCAACGAAGAAAAUGCACAUCGUGCAGUGCUCACAGACCUGCACAGACUUGAGCAGAUGGAGCAAAGCUUUGCCUAG
Cladocopium goreaui is the source of this 900-nucleotide messenger RNA. NCBI's taxonomy places the organism in Eukaryota, Dinophyceae, Suessiales, Symbiodiniaceae. The record is from the annotation of a GenBank genome assembly.